AUGCAGUUUCAGAGAACCAUACUUCCAAGCACUCAAGUGCCUCCAGCAUCGCUCACACGAGCGGAUAUCGCAAAAGAAAUACCUGCCCUUUUGCCGCUCUACGACGACUUCCCGCACAUUAUUUAUACCAAAUCCGAUCCCAUUUAUGAGAGGGUAAGUUAUGCAUUCAACAAAUCGACCUCGACUCAGCCACUAGUGGUAAUUCGACCUCUGGAUGAAAAACAUGUGCAAGCCACUGUCAAAAUAGCCCGAGCUGCUGGAAUACCAUUGGGGAUUCGUGCUGGAGGAUCGGAAAUGUUGGGAAGAAACUUCAAGGGAGUUGACAAGGGCAUUAUAAUCGACCUCCGCAGUCUGUGUGCAGUAAAGGUAUCCGAUGACAGGGCGUCUGCGAAAAUUGGUGGUGGCGCCAUAGCAGCUGAUUUGGCUGUUGCUCUCUCGAAAGAGGGUGUUUUCACACCUAUUGGUUGGCAUCCGCGACUUGGUUAUGCCGGAUGGGUAAUGGCAGGAGGUUAUGGCCUUUAUGCUUCAUCAUACGGCCUUGGUGUCGAUAAUCUUCUCGGCGCUCGCCUAGUUCUCGCUGAUGGUUCUGUGGUUGAUGUCGAUGAGAAUAAUUACCCCGACCUUCUCUGGGCCCUUAGAGGAGCUGGAAAUGGCAUAUGGGGCGUUGUGACGCAGUUGACCAUCAAAAUCUACCCGGCUCCAAAUCUUUUAAUCGGCAAUUUACGAAUUCAAAAGAAAGACUGGCCGGCAGUAUUGGAUGAAUGGGCUAACAACAUUGAGCCCAAUCUCCCAGACGAGUUUGGAGGAGAUCUCUACUUUAGGAAUAUAGUCUUGGAUCAACCGGAGAUGACCAUUUUCUUUGCCUGGUGCGCAAAGGAAGGCGAAGAUAUCCAAAAAGGCUGGGACUAUUUGGAGAAGAUCAAAUCACUUCCUGGAGUUGUGGUACAGCAUAUUGCAGAAUCUGAUUUUGCUACUUACAUCACGUCGGAAUCAACUGCCCAGCCAGCAUCUUUCCAACUCCGCGGAAUUAUUACAAAGGGCUUGACCAGCAAAGUAGCUUCGGCUUUACUCCGCCAAUGGACCAACCCCAAGAUCUACACUGGAAUCCCUUGUCACUUUGCACAUGGAAUGGCAAUCAAGCCUAAUCCAGGCGCCUGCUUCCCACUACGAUAUCGGCACAGGCUUUUCCCUGUUACUUCUCUCCACGCAGAAUUAGGAGGCACGGAAGAAGGAGCAUCGCUUGUGGCUGAAUCGUCUGCUCGUGUGAUAAAUGACAUUAAAGCUACGGGAGAUGCAUAUGUCGGAGCUUCUUAUGAGAAUUUAAUUCCUCCCGUUGACACUGACUUGGAGGUUACAUUUGGCAAAGAGGCUCUGGAGAGACUCAGGACAAUAAAGAAGCAAUACGAUCCGGAUAAUUUCUUUUCGAAUGGAUAUCCCAUUUUGUGGAGUUGA
Trichoderma virens Gv29-8 is the source of this 1452-nucleotide messenger RNA. RefSeq lists its product as uncharacterized. The transcript is spliced from 2 exons. NCBI's taxonomy places the organism in Eukaryota, Fungi, Ascomycota, Sordariomycetes, Hypocreales, Hypocreaceae. Bases 1 to 1452 code for a protein of 483 amino acids. Gene Ontology annotation, molecular function: FAD binding; oxidoreductase activity. The record is from RefSeq and is a predicted model, not a curated record.